Molecule: messenger RNA, 570 nt
Organism: Mycena indigotica
Lineage: Eukaryota; Fungi; Basidiomycota; Agaricomycetes; Agaricales; Mycenaceae
Exons: 3
Coding region: 73-570 (165 amino acids)
Source: RefSeq, a predicted model, not a curated record
AUCAAGCCUCAAUCCAAACAUGUACUUAAGCCGUUCAAGCAUGAAGAGACCCAACCAGUACAAGUAACUGAUAUGGCCAGGCUCCUCCCAUUCGUAGCAGACACUACCAGCACCAACAACAGCCUCUUCCAGUACACGCUCCUGGCCCUGGCCGCCCUCAUCGCAGUCCUCCGUCUCAUUCGUCCAUUGCUCCCCCACAUCUGCAUGGACGACCUCGAGCGUGUCAUUCGCGAAACCAAGGACAUCUUCGACAAAGCCCAGGAAGAGCAUUUAUUGCACCAUCGCGCUACGAGGUUGGAUAUCCAGCUGCGGCUGUCGAGAGCGCAGAAAGAGGAGUCGCACCUUCGCUCUCGAGUUCUCCACGAACAUGGACUUAAUUGCUCAACGCGCGAAUACCUCUUCAUAUUCAGCAAUCUUGCGCGUCAACUCCGCAGAUGUAGACGAGAGGUCAAGACAAUCCAGUUAUUCAUCUUGAAACAAAUGGAAGACGCGAGACGCGGGCUUCAUUGUGAACGCGUCGAGGAACUCGCGGCCGUACUUUCAUCGGAAAGGUUUCGGUCUGGUGAUUGA